AUGCCGAGAAAACAGCGCUCGAGAAAAGACCGAAAGAAAAACAACAACAAGCAGCAGCAACAACAACAGCAAAAUAACGAAUCUAAGAAAGAACCAGAAAGAGAGCCCUCUGAAAAGGAAUCCGAAAAUAGAGGAAAUGAAGCCACUCAACCCGAAAACAUCCAACCCAUUGUGGAUGAGCCUCUUCCUGAGAUUCCAUCAGCUUUGACCGGCAGUUUGGUCGAGGGACAGUCGCAAAUUGACCUGCUGAACGCUUUAGAAGAAGAUGUUCCGCUUGCUCAAACUUCAGAUCAUACACUUGCUGUUACCCAAGAUAAACUCGAGUUCGAAUCAGAAAUAGACAAAGAAGAAUCUCCACCACAAGAAACAAUCAUCACCAUCCCAGAAGCUAGGGUCGGACCCCUUACUAAGGUUUCCUUAGUUACUAAGGGAAGGAAGUCCGACCCUAGCCCAGAAGUCCAAGACGAGAUCCCCCCAGAAGCAAGUGUAGUCGUCGAGGAGCCAAAGAGUGAGUCGAAACAGGAAAAAGAAGAAUUCGAAGCUCGGUCUUUGGAAGUCUUCCAAAAGCUCUUCAAAUCGCCGGUGAAAUGUAAUUUUCCGCUGCCGAAUAGCGCUCUGAAUGCGUCGGUUUUCGAAGCUUCAAAUCCUCCUCUACCAGCCAUUUCGUUGUCUCACGAAAACUACUUCGACUCUCGUCCGAUUCUCUCGAAAAGCGCAAAUGAAGCAGAAGCUCCAGAUGCCAUCGUCCCGAUUUCAUCAAAGCGCAAUCUCUUCCUGGACGAGUUCGAUGCCAAUCUCUCCGAUUCUCAUUCGCUUCCUGAAAACGAUGCUAAUUCAAAUGCCAUGUUCGAGUCCAUGCCCGAUUUAGAACAAGAAUCUGAAGAUGAUGGUGAUGAAAAUCGAGCAAUUGAGGAAGGAAUCAGCGCGCUAUCAAUAGAAGCUGCGGUAGAAGAAGUUCUUGAUUCGGACGAUGAACAAUCAAGUGAAAGAAUUUCUCGUCGUCUUGAUCAAAAUCAUCCGUUGCUGACCUUCGAAUGCGAGUUCAACCCGAUGGAUUCUGAAUCCGAUUCUGAAGAGAUUCAAAUUCAAAACGAAGAAGAGUACCCACAUAUCGAAGAACAUCAGUUAUGGAAAGGAGAUCAUGUGCAUCAAGAAGAGCAUCAGUGUCAACAAUCAGAUGAAUUUGAUCAAUUACGGGAAGAGCCUAUCGGAAAUAAGCAAUUUGUCGAUUCAAAUUCUAUUUCUGAUGAAGAUCAAUUUAUUGAGGAAAAGCCGGCUCCAAUCGCCGCUUUCUCUCCCUCCCCAGAACCGAACCUCAUCGACUUCCCAGUUCCGAAAGAAGAAGAAGAAGAAGAUCUAUUCUCCCCACCUCGUUCCGUUUCUCCUCCGAUUAUUCAAACGAUUCCUACACAAGCAGCAAUCAACACGAAUUUGUUAGCUCAAGACGAGAUAUCGUUCAAAAACGACUUUGAUUACGAAAGCAUCAUUUCUUCUUUUAAAAACAAUGGAGCAGAAAAUGCGUUGAUGGGAAGUGCGUCUAUGCAUAAUUCUUCGAUAAUUAGACAUCUUGGAAACAUGCAAAAACGAGGGGAAGGAGUCGAUCUGGCGCUGGAAUCCACGACCGGCGAAAGAAUUUGGGUCCAUCGCUUUAUCCUUGAAAGCUUUUGUGCCGAUUCUUCUCUGUCUACUUUUGGAAGAAUCGCCAAAUGUCCGUUUGACAACUUCACAAUUUCGAUCGCCGUCGAGUUUCUUUACAAAAACCGGCUGUUUCUAACGCUAGAAAACGCAGACAUGUACCUCUCCAUCUCUGAGUUCUUUGGCGGAAUAGAGUGCCUGGAAAUGACAAUUCUUGAGUUUCUUUGCCAGUCUAUAUCUGACGAAAACUACGCCGACAUCAUGCAAAUCGCGGAGAAAUACAACAAAUCGAAUCUACAAGACUUGAUUCUCAAUAAAAUCUGCGAGAAUGUUUCGGACUAUCAAAACGAAAUUCUGAAACUUUCGCCUGAAUCCUUCAUUGAACUCAUUCGCCGCGACGAACUAAGCGUUAAAUCUGAAGAAGACGUCGUCGAGCUCGUCAAGAAGUGGACAAAAGAAGACGUUAAAAAUAGAACGCUUUGGCUGCCAAAGAUUCUCGAUCACGUGCGUUUCUCGUGUCUCCAGCCGAAUUUCAUCGUGACGCAAAUCGCCUCAGACGCGAUUUUCUCCGGCCCGUGUUCCGCUUCGAUCAUGCAGGCCAUGUCAUAUCAUCUUUUGGGGAAUGCCAAGUUUGAAAAUGACUUGGCAAAGAUGUACCCGAGGAAUUCGAGCAAGAAUAUUUGCGUUGUCGGUUAUACUCGUGACAAUACUCAAAUCUCCGGCCUGAAGAACUCGCAAUGGAUUAAUUUCGACUCUUCCUGUAUUCCCCCUUCUUUGACUUCCUUUCAAACUGUGACAGUCGAGGGAUUCAUUUUCAUCAUUGGCGGCGAGGUGCAAAACUCAUCCACUGGCGCCAAGGUUUCCUCAAAAUCAGUUUACAUCUACGAUCCACGUCUCGAAGAAAUUCGAGAAACUACUCCAAUGAGCUACGGCAGAACGCAUUUUUCGGCCGUUUAUGUAAGCAGCGGGAAGAUUUUCGUUUUUGGCGGGCGAAAUAGCGAGACUGGCAUUUUGCGAGAGAACGAAGUUUAUGACAUCAAAUCUGCGAAGUGGACCAGCAUCCGGCCUUUGGAACAUGGCCGCUGCUCCCAUGAUGCCUCAGUUGUUGGCGCGAAUGUUGUUCUGACAGGAGGAUAUGUUCAGGAACGAAACGGCAGGACUAAAUACACAAGUUCUGUGAUCAUGUUCGAUACCAUCUGCGGGCUUUGGAAGCAAAUUGGCGAUUUGACAACCCCACGAGGAUGGCACAAGAGCAUCGUGUACCAGGAUGAAAUUUAUGUUUUCGGCGGAUACUACCAAAACGCCACUCAAAGAAUAACUGUCGCUCCGGUUGAAAGAAUAUCGCUAACCGGAUCAACUCAGACGAUCGAUUUGGACUUGAUAAUCAACUCGUCGCCAGGUAUUGCGCUAGAUGGUAAUCAAGUGUAUAUUACCGGCGGCUGGGAUGAGAAAUGGAGGAGAUUCUCUCAGAUUUGCUUCAAAGUAGAUCUGGACACCUUUACCGUCGAAAAGCUCGAAAUGCGACUGCAGAAUUCGGUCAACUUCCACCAAACCACUUUUGUUCAAUUUUGA
This is a messenger RNA of Oikopleura dioica, 3207 nucleotides long. The record is from the annotation of a GenBank genome assembly. Lineage: Eukaryota; Metazoa; Chordata; Appendicularia; Copelata; Oikopleuridae.